Larimichthys crocea (large yellow croaker) is the source of this 1768-nucleotide messenger RNA. RefSeq names its product apolipoprotein Eb (gene apoeb). Gene Ontology annotation, cellular component: high-density lipoprotein particle; chylomicron; low-density lipoprotein particle. Bases 117 to 953 code for a protein of 278 amino acids. Gene Ontology annotation, molecular function: cholesterol transfer activity; phosphatidylcholine-sterol O-acyltransferase activator activity; phospholipid binding. Gene Ontology annotation, biological process: acylglycerol homeostasis; phospholipid efflux; lipoprotein metabolic process. NCBI's taxonomy places the organism in Eukaryota, Metazoa, Chordata, Actinopteri, Sciaenidae. The transcript has 5 exons. The record is from RefSeq and is a predicted model, not a curated record.
CGCAACACGCGCUCCAGCAGCCUCCUGGAACUGUAUAAAAGCCUCAGUCACCGAUCAGGGAGCACUGAGGAAGCUCAACCUGCCAGUUCAUAGGUGUAUCUGUCUGUCUAACAAUCAUGAAGGCUGUAGCUCUGAUCCUUGCUGUGGCAGUCAUCACUGGCUGCAAUGCACGUGCUGUGCGCCAGGCUGAUGCUGCUUUAGUCCGCUGGGAGGACACCGUGGACCGCUUCUGGCAGUACAUCGCCGAUCUGGGCCAAAAAGCUGAUGGAAUUGUGGAGAACAUCAAGGCCUCUCAGCUCAGCAGGGAGCUAGACACUCUGAUCACUGACACCAUGGCAGAGCUGGACACAUACAAGGAAGGCAUCCAGACCAAGCUGAGACCCUACACCGAAACCACAACUGACCAGCUCUCUCAGGACCUGCAGCUUAUGGUCAACAAGCUCCAGAAGGACAUGCUGGAUGCCAAGGAGCGCAGCACUGAGUAUCUGGGUGAGCUCAAGACCAUGGCGGAGCAGAACAGUGGUGACGUACGCAGCCGAAUCAACACCUACACCCACAAGCUGAAGAAACGCCUGAACAAGGACUCCCAGGAGAUUCGCAACACUGUGGCCACCUACGUGGGUGAGAUCCAGUCCCGUGUCACCCAGAACCUGGAUGCUGCAAGGGAGCAGGUUGAGCCCUACGUCCAGCAGGCUGGUGACACUGCCAACAAGAAGCUGACUGACAUCUCCUCCAUGCUGAAGACUCAGGCUGAGGACUUGGGCCAGCAGCUGGGGACCCAGGCUGAGGGCAUCAAGACUCAACUGGAGGCCACCGCCCAGGAGCUGCGCACCUCUCUGGAAGGCAAGAUCGAUGAGCUGACCGAACUGUUCUCCCCGUUAGCCACCCAGAUCCGUGAGCAGUUAGAGACCAUCGUGGACAAGGUCAAGGAGACUGCUGCCUCUGCUGCCUAAAGAAAGACUCUGAGGGUCUUUUUAAGGGUUAUAGAUGGUUGGGGGUUCACUGUUUGUCACAUGACUGAUGUGUAAACCACUGACUUCUUAAUACCCUGACAGAGAGGGGAAAGGGGGGAGUUGAGAGUUACAGAUGAUAUCUUCAUUUGGGUGCUCCAUUGUUCAGGGUAAGGGGGUUGAUGAGAUGAAGGAGGGAGGAUGAGAUGCAUCUUUGAGAAAACAGUCAGCAGAUGAAUGUCUGUUUCAGAUCUUUCCUCUGUGUAGUCACUCUUUUCUUCUUUCAUCAACUCCCUUGAUCAGUGAACACAAGCACCCUGGCUGAUUACAAAGAGACAGUUAUUUGUAAUAUGCUUUGCUUUUAUACUUCGAAUUAACUGUUCUAGCUGGCUUCCCCUCCCCAAAGUGUUCGUCUUGAGUUUUCCUACAUUUUGUUUGGUUGUAAAUAUAACUGCAGAGUUUGAGCCUCAUAGGCAACGAUUCCAGACCGUAUCAUCUCUAAAUGCACCAAACACUUGCAAUGUCUUUCAUUUCAAUAGAUGCACUGAAUUCUUCUAGAGUUGAUACUGAACCACUAAAGUGUCCUUCUGUAUUGUCUGCAUUACUUGUUGUUCAGAGAGAAGUGGAAUUUAAAAUGACAUGAUGCAAUUAUGACAAUCAGUGAGUAAAGUGUAUUGCUUGACCAUUCUUCAGUCUGACUAUAGAGUGUCCCUUGUGUUUCACAUGUUGUGUGCCCACCAUGCUGCUCACUGUGAGUGCACUGCCUGUGGCUGCAGUUUGCUCAACAGUGCUAAGUGAAUAAAGAACCUAGAAAGGAU